This is a messenger RNA of Phasianus colchicus (ring-necked pheasant), 4215 nucleotides long. NCBI's taxonomy places the organism in Eukaryota, Metazoa, Chordata, Aves, Galliformes, Phasianidae. The record is from RefSeq and is a predicted model, not a curated record.
UUAAAACCAUUUUCCCUUGUCCUAUCACUAGCCACCCUCAUAAACAGUCAUAUAUACAGUUACUCACAGAUUUAGAGAUGAUAGUGUGAUAACUAUCUUCUCUCUCAUAAUGAAUGUAAAACUAGUGCUACAAUAAUAAUUCAAGCAGAAGUUCAGUUUAAACUGCUCUUGUUUUUAUUCUAAACUGUAUCUUUGCCAUAUACAGCUCUAAGUUCAAGAAAAAUUUUCACAUUCACUUAUGGGUUCUGCAGGGUUCACAUAAGGUCCACUUUUGUAUAGCACACACUUGAAUGACACAUUGUGGCAUCCUUGCUUUGUCUCAGGUCUCCAUCCAGGCAUGCAUUCAGGUCCAGCCAUAAAUUCUGCUGUUUAUCAGAAAAAGAAAGAAAGAAAGAAAAACCAAACAAAGAAAAAGGUUGCUAAUUUCUGUGUUAGAGCAAUAACACAGGUAAGUUAUUGUAAGUACUUUUAAAACCCAAUGCAUUCUUCUUAAAUAGUGUUCUGUUUUCACUCUUUUGUGUGUUGUGCAUUGUUGUUGUUUGUAUUUUUCCUGAGGAAGAAGAUGCUGUUAUUGGAAAGUCCAGAGAACUAAUUAAUAAGCCUGUCAAUUUUAUCAAAUUUGUGCAUAUAAUUAAGUUUCUACCUUUUUCUUCCUUCAAAUUGCUGAGAAGGAUUGCGGAGAAGGUUUAUCACAUCAUAUGAGAGAGCAGACAAUAGACAAUGGAGUGUCCUUAUGCCAUAUGCACAGAAGUAGUUCUAUUCUCAAGCAGCAGCAUGUUAGUCACUGCUGCCGAUGAAUGUCAUUACUGUGUGCAAAGAUUAUAUGUUUCUUGCCUUUCUUAUGAAUGUUCUGUCUGGGCUUAAUUCUCCUCCCAGUUUAGUAUCUCCCAAUAGCUCUGAUGAUCUCCAUUCUCCUCGGCCCUUAUCUCCUAUGACUUUCUCAGUCAGCCUUCAUUUAAGGUCCCUCUUUUUCUCCCAGCAAUUAAAGGGUUUGGUUUCUGUGUCCCAAGUCCUCUCUUCCUACAUCUUCUCACUCCUCCCUCUCUGCCCUGCUGCCUUCAGGCAUUCUUCUGCCCAAUCUGUCUUUCUCUCUGAGUGCUUAUGCUUAGCAGUGCCUUAUCUCUUUUUGCCCUCAUUGAGGAUUUCUCUUUUUCACAGAUUCCUUUCUCCAUGCUCUUAGCUGACUAUGGAUAAUCCUCUUUUCCAAUCCUGAGCACCCUGAGGAAGCUCUGAAGCUCUUUUUCAAGCCCAGCACAGGCUUUUAGCCUGGGAGGAAGGAAGGCACUGCCAGGAGCGGUUUUUCUUAUUUUUAUAUGUGGAAUGCUUGGCCUUUUGAAGAGAGGGAAUGGCUGCAGAUGAAGACAAGUGAGCAGUGUCAGCUUUCUACCUGCCUUUCCCAUGUGAGCGCAGGGCAGCCGAGGGGAGCUGGCAGCCCCUGUGGCUGAGGCAGGCCCACCAGGGCUCAGCUGCAGGGUGGAGGUGGAAGCACCGCUUCGUUUUGCUUUCAGCAGAACAGCAAAAAUCGAACAAGAUUUUCUUCGCCACUUUAUUGGUCCAUCUGGACUUGCAAAGGAUUGCCAAACUAACAGAGCUGAUGAAAGGUGCCCGAAUCAUCCUCUCAGAUGAUCCCUGCAGCAGCCCAAAAAGACAACGCGAUUUAAUCUGUAGGCGGUCUCUGUAUUGGCGUGUCCCGUGGGGAAAGCGUAGCAUCCAGCCGCUGGCAUCUCCUCGUUGCGGAAGCACCAUGGGAAGAGGAGAGGAGAAAGAACUCCCGCUCGUGAGGCUGGCACGCGCUGCUCGCUGCCUCGGCCGGGUGCGGUGCUGAAGGAGCGGGACAUCUGCGCGGAGGGGAGAAGCAGCUGCUCCAGCCCGGGGCUGGGGCUGAACUUCUUGCAGCGCUUGGGGCUUGGCUGGAGUGAGCUGAGGGAGGCGAGCAGCAGGACGGGAACGCGCAGCCCGGAGCGUACACGGACGGACUCGGUUAGAAUAUUUCAAGCCUAAUGGCCUCCGGCAUAAACAAGAGCCGGCAACCCGGGACUUGCGAUGGAUCUAAAGCCUCUCGCAGCAGUUCGGCAGAAGGAUACAGUAAGGAAAUUCACAUGCAGAUGUGCAAGAAGAUCGCCCAGCUCACCAAGGUGAUAUAUGCCCUGAACACUAAGAAUGAUGAACAUGAAGAUAGUAUACAGGCUCUGAAAGAAGCUCAUGAAGAAGAAGUUCAGCACAUUCUUGCUGAGAUGAAGGAAACAAUUCUCCAGUACAAAAGCAAAGUUGAAGAAGAGCAGUUGCUGAGAAAACAUAUUCAAGCCCUUGAAACUGCAGUAGAACAACACAGGAAACUAAAGGAAGAAGCCUUGGCAGAGUUAACAUUGUGCAGGAAGCAGGUGGAAGAGAAGGAACCAAGAGCAGAAGUAAAACUCAUUCACGUGGCCCUAUCCACAGAUACAAUAGAUACCAAUGCAGGCUUUGAAAACAAACUUCUGCAUUUAAAUGAGAGUGAUGGACUACUGAAUGAAUGGAAAUUAUCUAGGAGAGAAAAUUUAAAUGAAGAAAUUUUAGCUGAAAAAUUCAGCAUGGAAGGACGAGUUCUAGUAAAUGAAAUGGAAAAUCUGAGGAGUGAGAACCAAGGAGCAAUUAAAGAAUAUACUCAAAGAACAAAUCAACUGCAAGCUUCCUGUGAGAGGGGAAGAGAGUCUUUGAAAAAGUCUACACAGCAAUCUAUGACAGAAACAAAGAAUCAUCAUCAGCAAAGAGAAAUGGAGCAAAGGAAUUGCUCAGAGGCUGAGAAAGGUUUUUGGAUGCAGCAGGUAAAGAAACUGGAGGCAGACCUAGAGGAGAAAAGCCAGAAGAUAAAUGAGAGGAAGAAACAUUCCCAGAAGCUGAAAGAAAGAAUACAGGUAAAGUUCAAGACUGAACUCCAGAUGCAGCUAGAGGAAUUUAAAAGAAAAUCUGAGUGUGAAAUAAAGCAACUAGAGAAAGAAAAAGAAGCCCUAACUGGGAAGCUUCAAAACUCUUCACUUGAGGUGGCUCAAUUGAAGCAAAUAUUAGACCAACAAGCAGAUAAUUUCAAGGAAUCACUGAAGAAACACAAUCUGCAGUCCAGCAAAGAAAAGGAAAAGCUUUUGCAGGAUCUUCAAAACACCAUUAAAGAAAACCAGAAUGUUAAACUGCAGCUGGAAGCGUCACAUCAGAAAGUUUUAAAAAUGUUGGAGAAAAACAAAAAACAGGAACUCAAGGAGGCAGAAGAGCGUUUGAAAAAGGAGUUUAAUGAGACUUUCAAAAUCCAACAUCAGUCUCAUAGGCUGGAAAUGCAAACCUUGGAAGAGAGAGCAAAGAAAGAAUUACAGGAUGAACUCGAGCAGAUACAGAAGCAGCAAACUCUCUUGCUAGGAUCUCUAAGGGUAGAAAUUUCUGAGCAACAAACAUCAUGCACUAAUCUCAAAAAACAAAUAGAAGAGCUCCAAAUGGAGUUGAGGAGUGUGAGGACCUUGAAGAAGCAACAGGAAGGAAGCAGCCAGAGCCAGAUCAGAUCUCUUCAUGAUGAACUGGAAAAAUGUCAGAGUGAAAUUUCUGAGCUCAAGAAAGAGAACUUACUUUUGAAAGACACAAUGGAAUUACUCAGUACUGAGCUGGAGACACAGAAGCAAGAAUCUGCACAGCUUCAGGAUAAGGAGAGACAACACAAAAGGCUUAAAAAAUUAGAAGAAAACACAAGAAAAUCAGAGUCCAGACCAGAAGAUAUACACCUUAUAAGCUGCCUGCAAGAUAAACUAAGUGAGAGAGAAGAAAUUAUUAAGCAGCUGGUGGAAGGAAGAAAAUUUCAGCAUUCACUUUUAGCCAGUACUGAAUCUUACAGAAAUCGAUCUUUUUCUUUCACCCCUAAUCCAGGAUGUUUGACUCCUAUGAAGCAGCAGAAGAGACCAGUUGAGGUGCCCAGUCGUGUUGUCAGUGUACCAAAUUUAGCUUCCUACGCAAGGAGCUUUUUGAGUGGUGACUUGAGGUCAAAAAGAGGUGCUCCUCAAAUAACAAAAUCAACAAGCUUAGACCAGAGUCCUGGAUGCCUCAGAGUGGGUUCUCCAACAGCACAGACUUCAGACAGCAGCACUUCCACAAGGACACAUGGCAGUGAACCAUCACAAACCAAAGAUGACCAAAUACAAGACCCUGAGCAUCAAGAAUGGUUUACUAAAUACUUUUCAUUUUAAAGCAAAUCAUUUA